GUCCGUGCCACAGUAGGCUGAAGGUUCAGCUAGUGUACAACACAGCAAAACAUUUGUUUAUUUUAUUUUUAAACAAAAGGAAUGUAAACGACCGUUUAUUAGAAUAGAGCCAAUCAGUAUUGAACUGUGAUAUGUGUACUAAACAAGAAUUAUCAAAGUAGUGCAAUUGGAACAAAAAACAAGUGUUCGUAUACCAAAUGAGUCUUUAGUGCACAAUGGUUAUUAAAAGUGAUAAAACCCUCUCGCCUUUCGCCGCCCCGGCCGAAAGCCGGUCAAGCCUUCGCCAAGCCCUCCCCCAAAUCCUGGCCGUUUGCGUCAAAAACGUCCUCCUUCUAGGCUUCGGCAUGACACUAGGCUUUCCCACAAUUCUCAUUCCCAGCCUCUCGGGGAGCGACCCCAACGAGCCUAUCUCUUUGGGCCAGGAAGCCAUUUCGUGGAUUGGCUCCAUCAACCUCAUCUGUGUUCCAAUAGGGUGCCUCCUCUCGGGGGCUGCAACCCAGCCCAUCGGGCGGCGGCGAGCAAUGCAACUCGUAAACAUACCUUUUCUAACAGCCUGGCUCCUCUUCUACUUCUCCACCGACGUCUGGCAGAUUUUCCUCGCUUUGUGCAUCACCGGAGUCACCGGAGGCUUGCUCGAAGCCCCCACUCUCACUUACGUUGCAGAAAUCACUCUACCUAGUCUUAGAGGGAUUUUAUCAUCAACCAGUGGCGUGGCCGUAAUUUGCGGAAUUUUAGCCCAAUUCUUACUAGGAACCUUCUUGAAUUGGAGGAUUGUUGCUCUAGUGAGCGUAGUUGUCCCAAUUGUGUCUUUCUUUCUCCUGUUUUUCGUCCCUGAAAGCCCCUAUUGGCUCAUAUUGAAAAAUCGCCAUGAAGACGCAAGAAAAUGUAUUGCUUGGUUGCGUGGAUGGACAACAGUCGAAGAAAUCGAACCCGAAUUUACCGAAUUGUGCAAACAAAUCAGUUCAACAGUGAGUGAAAAACCCACCAUUAUCGACAAGUUAAAACUUUUUACAAAGAAAAACUUCUUUUGGCCCUUUUUGGUAGUGUCUUUUGCUUUCUUCAUGAGCCAGUUUAGUGGUACUACUCCAUUACAAAUCUACGCAGUCAAAAUUUUUGCAACGUUGAAAGCACCCAUCGAUGAGUACUACGCAACUGUCGCCAUGGGUGUUGCUGAGGUUCUUGGGUGUGUAUUAAGUACUUGCCUGGUACAUUACACCGGGAAAAGAAAAAUGAAUUUUUUCUCGUUAAUUAGUUGUGGCCUUUGCUUCCUCAUUGUUGCAACUUAUGCCUACUUGCAUAAUAUCAACCAUUUAGAGAAAUUUUCGUCAAUUAACCGUUCCGGUGAUACGAGUUGGUUACCGAUGGUUUUUCUUAUAACUGCGGCUUUUUGUACCCACACUGGGAUAAAAUUGUUGCCGUGGAUGCUCAUCGGAGAGGUCUAUUCGAACGAAACUAGAGCUACAGCAUCUGGGUUUUCGGGUGCUGUGAGCUACGUUUUUGGCUUUAUUUCAAUCAAAAUUUUUUUGUAUUUAGUCAACUGGAUCACGCUUCCUGGUACUUUCUGGUUUUAUUGUGUGAUGUGUUUUGUUGGUACCAUUGUUCUUUACUUUAUUUUGCCCGAAACUGAGGGAAAAACUCUCUUCGAAAUCACCGAACACUUUGCCAGUAAUUCUAAGUUAAGCAACAAAGUAACACGAAUCAAAGAUAUCCGCAAAGGCGAAAUAAAUAACGCUUAUGUUUCAAAUGACGAAACUAGAGUCUAAUUCUUCCUUUCUUCUCUCUUCUAGUCUAGUUUAUUAUUACCGAUGUUUUUUCCAGACUUUGACGUACGUUGCUGAAAUCACUCAGCCGAGUCUCAGAGGAAUUUUAGCAUCCACAAGCACAGUCUCUGUGA
Messenger RNA from Tribolium madens (black flour beetle), 1894 nucleotides. Its product is annotated as facilitated trehalose transporter Tret1. The record is from RefSeq and is a predicted model, not a curated record. Gene Ontology annotation, biological process: transmembrane transport. The transcript has 3 exons. Gene Ontology annotation, molecular function: transmembrane transporter activity. Gene Ontology annotation, cellular component: membrane. Bases 216 to 1763 code for a protein of 515 amino acids. NCBI's taxonomy places the organism in Eukaryota, Metazoa, Arthropoda, Insecta, Coleoptera, Tenebrionidae.